Messenger RNA from Bicyclus anynana (squinting bush brown), 1948 nucleotides. RefSeq lists its product as uncharacterized. The transcript is spliced from 7 exons. Lineage: Eukaryota; Metazoa; Arthropoda; Insecta; Lepidoptera; Nymphalidae. The record is from RefSeq and is a predicted model, not a curated record. The coding region runs from base 98 to 916 and encodes 272 amino acids.
GCAGUUGCAGUGUCGGUUAGUACGUAUCGCGGGUUCGAACCCCACACACGUUGUGUAGUGUAGUGUAGUGCAGUGGAGUGAUUCGUGCUUACUAGAGAUGUGGUGGCUGGUUAAGAUGACCGUGUUUUUACACUGUGUCCAGUCAGUGCGUAUAAUGAACAUUAGAGUGCCAGAAGUAUUCCAGUACGGCACAAAAGACGCUAUAACUCUGGACUGCGACUUCGUGACCAACAACGUCACAGGGCUGGUGGUGAAAUGGUUCUACAUGGACCGGUCGCAGCCUGUGUACCAGUGGAUACCUCCCCAAAAGCCUCAAGCUUUGGGACUUUUGAAGAACAAGUUGGACCUGUCAUACAAAGUGUCUCAGAAUCCGUACACUCAGCACCGAGCCCUCCGCGUGCUGUCCCCGGGCACGGAGCUGACCGGCAACUACACGUGUGUGGUCUCCACCUUCCUGUCCGAGGAUGAGAGGACCCGCCCCAUGACCAUCUUUGUGCCGGAGACAAGAUUCGACAUGAUCCAGGACCGACUCAGCGACGGGUACCUAAACAUCAUCUGUUCCGUUGAAGGAGUGUUUCCGAGACCAGAACUCGUCAUCAUGGCGGGAAACAGACCCCUCAAUGCCAAAUCAACCAUCAAGAUCAUCGAGGGUCGGUACACGGCUCUCACCAGCGCUGUUGUCAAGAUAGACGCACUGCCGCCCACCGUGGAGAUACUGUGCGACAUGAAUAUACCGCUAGCAAACUACUUCAGUAGGAAGAGGGAUAUAUUUUAUCGAGAUCCACCGCCCGCCGACCAAGAGGGAACUGUGAUACACGCGCAUACAGCCCGAGAUCAUGGUGCCACAAGAAAAUCCAGCCCGAUCCUGACUCUGAUAUCCUGUAUAGCUCUGUACUGCUAUUUGAAAAUUACGUGACGUCAUUUACUACCAAUAUUAAUUAAGUUGUUAAAUAUUUAUAGAGGAAUAUCAAAUACGUGUAAUUAUACAGCGAAAUAUUAUAAACAUAAUUUAUAAGAUAACCAAAAAAUCAUAAUAUAAGUCACAAUUCAUUUGAUUUAAUUGGAAUGUGACCCGCACCACCUGGUGUUUUGAAAGCUUUUAGGGAAGUAGAUUCAACAAUGGUAUGAUGAUACCAGAAUAAAGUUCGAGAGGACUUGGGUUCUAUUCCCACCCUUUCGACUUAAUCGUACCCACUCCUAAUCUUUCUUUUAAGCAUUUCUCUUAAUUAGAAGGAAGACUUUUCUAGUAAUAUUUAAAGACAUGAAAAAAAUCAAACAUAGUAAUACUUAUGGCAAUGUAAUAACUAGACAAUAUUGGUAUCUUGACUUAUUAUUACAGUUUUAUUCUAAAACUUUCGGAAAGACAGGACAGUAGAUCCGAAAGAAUCUACCGAGAUAUAUUUAUAUUAAGUAUUGUUAAGAAAUGAAUGAACCCAAACUACAUGGGUUUAUCUUUUAUAUAGCUACCUUCUACAUCUAUUAUUAGCCCAGCUCCACCGUACUAUAUAUUGUACCACUAAUUAUUACGUUGUUUGAAAAGAUAAAUAAUAAGUUCCAAGACUUGGCCAGAUAAAACAAGUUAAAUUAAAGCUUAUAAUAACGCAAUAUUAUAAGUAUAAUUAUAGUAAAAGUAAAGUAUAAAGUUAUCUUUAUAAUAAAAAUACUGAAAUUAUACAGUCAAAUUAAUUAUGAGAAAAGAGAAAGCUAACACCUUUUUCUUAAGAUAAAGCAAGACUACUUUAAACUUUAAUAACACUUUUGUUCAUAAUACCCGUUAAGUUAUUCUUUAACUUAUUGUAAGAUAUUCAGCAGAAGUAAUAGAAACAACAAAAAUUAAUUAUCAUUUCAAAACCAAGAGCAAUUUACCAAAUUGAUGGAAAAAAUUAAUAUAAAUUUUCCAAAGAUUCAAGUCACUAGUCGUAAAAUAAUAAAUUCUAUUGAAAUAUUA